AUGGAUGGAAAACUCCUAAUUGAACUUCUUGAAGGUCUCACAGGCCCUCAGAAUAAUGAUGGACAGUUACAAAACGCGUUAUUAGAACGAUGUAUUAAGGCGUCGGGAUCGGAACUGAAGGAAUUCCUUGAUGAGCUAUCUCAACUUUUAUGUGAAUCUCCUAAUAUUUAUUUACCAGUUCUGCAACUCUUCAUUUCUCAUCUUCGUGAUGAAUCUUCACGAAUCAUUCGACGCCGAAAUUUGCAAAAUACCGUACUUCUCGAUUUCUUUUCAAUGUUAAUCACUAUCGUCAUCAUGAACAAUCUACAUCACUCUGAUAUUCUUGGCUUUAGAGAGAUCCUUCGUGAAUGUAUUGAACUUCUCUGGAAAUGUCUUGACGAUAAACCUUCUUCUUCAGUUAGUAAUAAAAACAAUAAUCAGAUCAAGAUGACAACAAAACGUCUUUUCUCCGCAAUCUUGAACGCGAAAGGUGUUCUUGAGGUUUUGUUAUCGGAAUCUUCCGGUCGCUACUGUCUUAAACGUAUUCUUUUUGAGUUCAACAUGAUCAAUGAAAUUGAACAAAACGAUCUGUUGAAUGCGGUGGAUAUGGCUGCUUCUCUUCUAAAAAAAUGCUCAAAUCACAAGAACGCUUCAUCUAAGCUUUCAGAUGGGGUUUCUAUUUAUAAGGCUUGCGCAUCUUUGUUAGAAUCUCUAAAAAAUCAUCAGAAUACCAAAAACUUCGAAAGAAACUCUCUACCACCAAAUUUACUUGAGAUGGUUGAGCUUAAUUAUGAGAAAAUCGGUAACAGAAAACGAUCGGUCAGUAACUCCGACGAGUUAAAAUUUUUAGCCAAAGAUGAAAAAUAUAUCAUAUUAUUAGGCAUGGAAACUCCUCGAAAGCUAUCAGAUUUGCCCAAAUUUUCACGUGAUCUUGAGAAGCGAAAGAUAAAUUCCUUUAAAGAUUGGAUAGGAUUUUGGCCUUGUGAAUAUUGUCACAAACUAGCCCUCAUUAAUUUUUCUCCUGAAAAAUAUUCUCAUUUAAUGGAAGAAGAAAAGACUGCAGAUGUCGAAAAUGAAUUUAAACAAAAUUUCCGUCUUCCAUUCGAAUUCGAUGAUUCAGACAAACUUGGGCCAUGGGACAUCCUACUUAGUGAAGAUACUGUUAAAGACAUGCAAAGAUUGGAAUCUCCUUUAGUAACUAAAGCAGUCAUGAAAGUACUUGGGCGUAUAUCAUCUGGUGAAUGGGACAAACAUAAACUUCAAAAUAAAAAGUCUCCUCACGAUAUACCUGUCUAUGAAGUGGAACUUUCUGAUAAUAAAGGCCUAAAGAUUAUUUGGCAGAUUGAUUAUGGAUUUUCUAUUCGCAGUUAUUCGCUUACGCAACUUGUGAAAAUUUGGUCCAUCACAAAAGAUCAGAAUCAGAUUGAUAAGAUAUUAGUUAACCUUAAAAGUGUUCAUAAGGUUUACGCUCCUGAAAACAAUUAUCGAUACGAAAUUCAAAAGCCAUGCAAUGGUAUCAUUUUACCAAAGAAUUUUGAUGAUAAUGAAGGAACAAGGUCCACUAAUGACGGGAUGAGUGGUACCGAGAUGGAUAAUGAGAAUUUGCUAGAGGUCCACAAAAUGCUUGUUACAAAUAAGUUUAUUCCUUUAUCACAGAAUUUAUUUAAGUCACUUAUCCUAGGUGGAUCUGGUUUCACUUUCAAUGUAUCAAAGAUUGAGUAUGAAAUAAUUAACAAUCCUACGUCAGCAAUUAUCAUUGGUCGGUCAGGCAAAGAGGUUAAAAUUGUUAUUUACUAUCCUAAAAAUUUAUCAAUUCUAGGAACUGGUAAGACCACAUGUAUCGUAUUUAGACUGGUUGCUUCAUAUCUGAAUAACCAACUUUGUAAAACACCAUCUUCGCGUAAAAAUAAUGGGAAUUCAUACAAAAGGCAAAUAUUCAUCACUGUAAGUCCAAAUCUUUGCCGCCGAGUAAAGGACUACUUUAAACGGUUGCGAGAGUCAGCAGAGUUUGCUGGGAAAAAGAUGUCAAUGGCUGAUUUUAAUGAGUACGUAAGAAAGAAAGAAGAGGAAGGAGGAAGUAAUGAAGAGACUGAUGAUAAUGACUCUUACUUUGAAGAAGGAGAUGAAGAGGAAGUAGGCUCAUUCCGUGAGCUGACAGAUAAAGAUUUCCCAUUAUUUAUUACCUAUAAGCAGUUUACCAGAAUGCUGCUGGUAACUUAUGGAAUUGAUAUUCAGAAACAGCAAAAAACAAUUGCGGAAGUUGAUGACGUUGAAGAUGAGGAGGAAGAAUUCAGUCUUAAUUCCCUUCCAAAUCAACCAAAAAAUUCAUGGUUUCACUUUGUUGACUAUGAUCUCUUUUAUGAUAAGUACUGGCUUCAUUUCAGUGAUUAUUAUAGAAAGAAACUGGAUCCCGGGCUGGUUUUUUCUGAGUUCUUUGUUAUUAAAGGUACAGAUCCCGAUGUAGAAUACCUUUCAAGAGAGGACUACCGGACCAUCAGCAUUAGGAAAUUCCCAGUAUUCCGUUAUAAUCGUGAUGAGAUUUAUGAUUUGUUUGAGCGAUAUGAAAAGAUGAAGGCGCGAAAUCGUGAUUAUGAUUCUGUGGAUCUAACAUUAGCCAUCUUACGGGCAGCAAAAAUUAAAGCACUUGGAGACCCACAUAUUCAUGAAGUGUACGUUGACGAAUGUCAGGAUAAUCAUAUCAUGGAUUUAGCACUUAUUUUGAAGCUUUUUAACCGUGUUGAUAACGUUUUUAUGGCCGGAGAUAUAGCACAAUGUAUUGCUCGAGGAUCUUCUUUCCGAUUUCAAAACUUAAGUACCUUAAUAUAUAAAUGGGAACUCGAUCGGACCAAUAUCAAUCACAAUCAAAAUAAUACUGUGGUACCAAAACAAUUUGAAUUAAACAUAAACUACCGUUCUCACAAUGGAAUUUUACAGCUUGCAUCAUCGGUGAUUGAUCUUAUCCAUCACUUUUUUCCUGAUUCCAUUGAUCAUCUUUCACGUGAGCGAAGCGAGGUUGGUGGUCCUCGGCCUAUCGUUUUCAAAGGAUUUCAGGCUGAAACCUUUCUUUUCGAUGUCUUUUCUGUUGAUGAGCGUAUGCCCAAUUGUAGUGAAUUUGGUGCUGAACAAGUCAUUAUAGUACGUAAUGAAGAAGCUAAAAAGAGUGUGGGCAAUGUCGGAAUUGUGAUGACAGUGUUUGAGGCUAAAGGCAUGGAGUUUAAUGAUGUCCUGUUGUAUAAUUUCUUUACUCAUUCACCUGCACGUCAAAAGUGGCGAUUAAUUCUCUCUGCUUUGGAUAACCAUUCUAAAGGCAUUCAGACCUUUUCUCACGAGAAGCAUUAUAUCCUUUCUUCGGAACUCAAACAUCUUUAUGUUGCAGUAACCAGGGCCAGGCAGCACCUCUGGAUUUUCGAUGAAGAUUCAGAGUUGAGCGAACCAAUCCGAAUAUUCUGGGGUGAAGAUGGCUGGGAUAAAAGUGGAUUGAUCAAAGUGAUUCAGAGUUUGGAGGAACUCAAUACUUUACCUACCUUAGCAAAGAAGAGUAGUUCACACGAUUGGAAUCGAAAAGGAAAGUUGUUCUUUGAACGGCGACAGUAUGAACUGGCUAAAUUAUGCUUUAGUAAAAGCGGGAAUGAAAUGGGGUUUAAAUUAGCCAACGCGUAUAAUCUUCAAAAGAUUGCCAGGUCAUCCUUAGCAAGUAAUUCAUAUGAGGCAAAUGUCAAGUCUAAUUUCAUUUCUGCCGCCAAAGCUUUCGAAACGUGUUCACGACCGGUUCAGGCAGCUUCAUGUUAUAAGGACAUUGGCAUGAAUAGAGAAGCUGGAGAUGUAUAUGAAAGAUGGGAUAUGUUUGAAGAUGCUGCAUAUUGUUACCUGGAGGCCAAGGCGUUUGAUAAAGCGGGUAAAUGUUUUGAAAAAGCAGAGAAGUACACUGAUGCUGUUGUUGCUUAUAAAGAUGGUAGUUUAUAUAAAGAAGUGGUCAAUUUGAUGCAGAGACAUAGGGAAAGAAUCGAUGAGAAAAUAUUUCGCCGUAUUACUCGUUUUGUCAACAUAUAUUAUCGUCGGGAAAAUAAUAAAGUAAUGAGCAAAGAGGCCCUUUCUAUUCUUUCAACUCAUGAGGAGCAAAUUGAGCUUUUGAGAGAUCAUGCACCAGAAGAACUUCUGAAGGUUUGUGAGGAGCGUGGUGAAUUCCAAGAUGCUGCCAAAGAACUACACUUGCGUGGUAAGUUCAAAGAGGCCGCCGAUAUGUUCAUUCGUUCAAAUGACGAGAAGGAUAUUAUUGAAGCGUUACAAUGUCUCUUGGAUCUAUGCAAAGCCAAUAUACUUAAUAUAAUAACUGAUACCAUGAACCAAAGUAUUUUGGAGGAGUUAAAAAGUCUCUGUUUAAAGGCGAAUGAGAUCGUAAAAUUGUCAAAGUCAUCGAAAAGAUCUGAUAAGUUGAAGAUCUUAAUAGGAGAGUUACAGUUAUACUCCGCCUAUUUAAGUGAUGAUCUCGAUAGAGUUCGCAAAUGCAUACAAUUUUUCAAAGAGAAUGAAAAGGUUGACACAGAGUUUCAUGGGAUAAACAUGUGGUUAAAAAUAGUCCCACAAUCUUAUUAUGAGUCUGAAUACUGGCAUGAACGAUUGCAAUACCUGAUAAGACUGUGGGAAUUGUCCAUUCCUUAUAUAUGCGCCGUGACUAGACCUCACAAUAUCAGGAACAUUUCGGAAAUCUACAAUGAUUUCGAAAAAAUUUUUUUAGUUUGUAAUGACAAAACCCGUUUAAAUAAGCGGAAAAUUUUAACUGAACAUCCUUUCAGACAGUGUAAAAGUGAGAUGGAAGAUGCAGUAGAAAAUAUUGAUAAUUGGCAUGUUUACGAAAUAGAUGAUAUACACCAGACGAUCUUAAAAAUCUUUGCACCGUAUAUCUUCGAGCUCAUCUCGGACGUCAACCAAAAGGGUAGAGAAAUUCGUGAGAUAAGUUCUCAUAUCUGCCACAAAUUUACAUCCUGUCUAAGGCUAAAUUGUCAAUAUUAUCAUGUGGAACCAACUCCAUCAGUUCUGCAUCAACGCGCGACACUUGCGCGCCUCCAGUACACUGUUAUACGACAAUUGGAUAUGUUGUAUCAUCGUAGACUUCUUAAAGAUGAGCAAAGUGUAGAAGUUCGUGGCAUACAAAGGUGGUGGUCUGAAAAUCUGAUUAAGGUUCAUUUCCGCUAUCAAUCGCCGCAAACAAGUUGCUCAGAGGUCACUUACAUGAUGAUCGAUAACCUUACUUAUCAAGCGUGUAAUGGGCUUAAUGAUCUUGCUCGUAAGAUAUGGUUAUCUAAACUGUCUAAAGAUCCCUGGGACUUUGCGGUCAUGUUAAAAUGCAUGUUUGUUUUUCAACAACUGCGGAAUGAAUGGGGUAUUGAAGACUUUUCUCGGGAGAUGUCUAAAAGAAUCACACUUUCACAUCCCGAAAAUAUACCUGUUGGUUUCAGUUACUUCUAUGGAUAUUAUCAAGCAAUUCCAGUUGGAAAGCGACUCUCAUUAUUCUUUUACUUUCUUUAUUCUAAUUACAUAAUCAAAGCUAUCACACAAUUAAAACUAUUUAUUCAGUGCGCGAUAAAUAAUUAUGUAUUAGUCAACUUAAAUAGCACGGAUGCUUUUGGUGACCUUGUAUCUCUUAUGGAGUUUAGAGUAUCUUUGAUUUUUGCAAUUGGUCCUGGGUAUUGCGAUUUUUGCCUUCCUCGGUCAUAUCUAGUUAAUUAUUUUGAUGUAUUCACUGCAGAGCCGCUUGUUCUUCAAACUAAAUACUGUUACAGAAGAGAUAAUUAUUGUUCUGAGAUUAGGUAUUCCAUAGAACAAAUUCAAAAACUUCUUGAAUUGUUGAUUCGUGAAGAUGAACGAUACUACUUGACAAUUAUCCUUCGAUUGAUACGACUCUUGGUUCUCAUUGGACGAAAUGAAUCCAGUUCUUCAUUCAAAGUCAUUUCUCUUUUCAAAAGCCUAAUUAAAAAUGAUCUAGUACACUCUGGAAAGGUUAAGAAAUACUUAGAGGAGAGUAAUAUAUUUCGCCUUGUGAACAUUCUAAAAGAUGACCUCAAAGAAACAGGCUGUGAUUCGCUAGUUAUAGUCCAUUAUCAGUGGGGUGGCAUAACAAGAUUUCAGGAUUUGGAAAAGUCUGGUGGUGUGAUGCUUAAAUAUAACUCUGUCGAGAGUUUUCAUUCUUCCCUUUGGAAGAUUGUAUCAUCAGUAGUUACUGAAAAAACUUCUUUAGCGAAUAAACUCUUAUCACAACGAGCUGAUGUUAGUGUACAAAAUACCGAUUUUAUUGUUGGUAAAGAGGAUGAUGAUAAUGAUAAUGAUGAUAGUGAGGACGACGAGGAUGAUGAACAACGGUUUACAAUUUCUAGAGAGGUUUCAGAAGUGACCACAAAAAUUCAAGUCUGGUUUCGCCAGGUUCAAGAAGAUCCUCGAACAUUAAAAGCAGUUAAAAGGAUUCAAUAUUGGUUUCGCAUGACUAACGAACUACGACAAACACCCAAUCAACUUGUUCGUGACAAAAUUCUAGAUAAGAUUUACAAUGAUACAAGAAAUUUCUGCUGGAACAAAUCCUACUGGAAAGAUGCUAUUAAUCAUCAAGGGGCAGAAAUAGUGCGCACGUAUAAUAUGCUUCUGAAAGGUUCGACAGUAGAUAUAGUUGUGGAACUGACUAAGCUUCAAGAUAAAAUGGAUAAAAUUAAAAAUCAAUUGCAAAAAACAAUUAGUGAUCGCUCUAUAGAUGAUGUGAAACUUGAAAGUUGUUUGAAUUUGGAGGAUGAUUUAAAGCAUAUUCAUUCUGAGAAUGUUAAAUUGGCAUUAAAUUCAUUAUUAAUGACUGAAGAUUCAACAAAACAUAAAGAAGCAAAUAUUGAAUGGUUAAAAGCUGAAUUGGAUCAGGCAGAAGUAAUUAUUAAUCAGGUUUUAGGAUGGAUAGAAGAAUGCAAAUUUACUAUUAAAUCUAAAUGA
This is a messenger RNA of Rhizophagus irregularis DAOM 181602=DAOM 197198, 6945 nucleotides long. Lineage: Eukaryota; Fungi; Glomeromycota; Glomeromycetes; Glomerales; Glomeraceae. The record is from RefSeq and is a predicted model, not a curated record.